This is a messenger RNA of Patiria miniata (bat star), 2621 nucleotides long. RefSeq names its product hairy/enhancer-of-split related with YRPW motif protein 1-like. Gene Ontology annotation, molecular function: DNA-binding transcription factor activity, RNA polymerase II-specific; protein dimerization activity; RNA polymerase II cis-regulatory region sequence-specific DNA binding. The transcript has 5 exons. The record is from RefSeq and is a predicted model, not a curated record. Gene Ontology annotation, biological process: regulation of transcription by RNA polymerase II; regulation of neurogenesis; anterior/posterior pattern specification. Lineage: Eukaryota; Metazoa; Echinodermata; Asteroidea; Valvatida; Asterinidae. The coding region runs from base 297 to 1247 and encodes 316 amino acids. Gene Ontology annotation, cellular component: nucleus.
UUUUUCUUUUAGGGGCGACCCUUCGCUAGUCGCAUGGACUUUUUGAACGGGAGCGUGGGAACGGGUUGCCUCAUUCUUGACUUACGACCGUUGCCGACAGGACGUGUUGUUGUUGGUCCAGUCUUCCUUGCUCCUGCGCCUGUUUCCCACCUUAGUCCAACGCUAUCCAUCUGUUGCUUGCUCGGACUUGGACAGCCACAAAGAAUCAACAAGUCUCUUAAUCCUCAGCAACAGUUUUCUCUCCUGAGUUUAUCUACUUUUUUUUAAUUGGGAAGAGACAAGCCAGCCAAGACAUCAUGAAGAGAACCCUGAGUGAUUCUGAUACUGACGAGAUUUUCGAUGAUUCCAUCAAGGGGUCUCCUAGCCAAUCAUGCCCCGUGACGGCCCGCAAGAAGCGAAGAGGGAUCAUCGAGAAACGCCGACGGGAUCGGAUCAAUAACAGCCUCACCGAACUCCGACGCCUGGUGCCGGCAGCAUAUGAAAAACAGGGCUCAGCCAAACUCGAGAAGGCGGAGAUCCUGCAGAUGACAGUGGACCAUCUGAAGUAUCUGCACGCCAAAGGUAAGCAUGGUAUCGAUGGUUCCUUUCAUCCGUACGGUGAGGCUCACGCCUACGCCAUGGAUUACCGUGUGCUUGGCUUCCGUGAGUGCGCCUCAGAGGUUGCACGCUACAUGGUGACUGUGGAGGGAAUGGACAUCCAGGAUCCGCUCCGCCUCCGCCUCAUGAGCCACCUCCAAUGCUACAUGGCCCAGCGGGAGUUCCAAUCCCGCCAGCACUACUCGGUCCCCGGCCACCCUCAUUCGCAGUUCACCUCGCACGCUGCCGCCCACGGCCAGACGGGGAUGCUACCUCACGGCCAGCAGCACGCCGUCACAUCUGAACCCUCACACGGUACCUCAAUCCCCUCCGGGGUCCAGCUCACGGACACCUCGGCCACCCCGGGCCGGCAGAUGAUCCCCAUGAUCACCAGCUCCAGCCAGGAGGCCUCCUCGCUGACCUCGUGCCACGCGAGGCUCCCAAUGCCGCCCUCUACGGGCGCCUCGGUACCCAUCAACUCGGUGUCUACCCAGAUCUCGCCGCCGGUGGCGCCCAUCCAAAGCCUCCACACGCAGUACCCUGGAGUGACGUAUAACAGUCUGCCGGUCCUCUCCCCGAAUGGAUUCAGCCCAACUAGCUCCUCACACAUGACCCACAGCACCCUCGUAUCUAAACCCUAUCGCCCAUGGGGAGCAGAGAUGGCGUACUAAACCCCCGAUCUACACUCUGAACUCUGAACUUCGACCUCUGCUGGUAGUCUUCCUCGAGCUGUGACUUUGACCAAACAAAUGUCACAUGUCGUCUCAUCUUCUGGGGAAAGUUUAACUUCUGCAACCGGACGAGGAUAAAACCUUAUGCCAGAGUUCACCUUUUAGAGUGCCUCUAUAACACUAACAAAUUUGAAUAUUCAAAUUCAAAUUUGCAUAUUCAAAUUCAAAUCUGCAUGUGUGCUUUCUGUAAUUUUAAAAGAAAUACUAUCUAACGAGUCCGCAAUUUUUAAUUUGUUGCCGUUGGCCCACCAUACUUAAAGCAGUUCGCCUGUAAUUCGUAUGCAAUAAGUAAACCAAAUGAACAAGAUCCGUUAUUUCAAUAAUAUUACAAUUGUCGUUGCAUUUUAUAAAAUGCGGUGCUCUUUUCACGAUGUCCAUAAUUUUUAUCAUGUUUAACUUUGAAACUAAUUUAUAAGUAAACUUUUUUACCAAAUACAUACUGAACAAGUUUUGUAUUGUUUUAGUUAAAAUGUAUAAAACUGACGUAUGUAAUUAACCAUUUUAAAAUGGUAUGAUUAUAUUAAAGAAAAAGUGUGCCUCUUCAACCAAUCAUAUUGAUGCAAUUUGCUAUGUUUCCUAUUCUUACAAAUAUGAUAUUAUGCAUUAAUUUAUUUAUUGAUAACCCUUAAUUUAUUAAAUUAUUACAUUCCACUGGGAGUCCAAAUGCCUUAAUUAAUAUUUUAUCUGGAUAAAGUGUCGUUGUAUUUAUUGCAUUCACGCUUCCAAAAACUGAUGAAGCUUUUCACUAUUUCAGUACUGUUGUCAUAGCAACGCGAAGGUAUGCACUGGAAUGCUUGUUAUAAAGUUUGUGUGAAUAAUAUUUUGUAACAUUUUUCUGUAAAUACGUUAUUUAUUUAAACGUUUUGAUAAGUAAAAAGCAAAGGCCUCUUUCAAAAGACGGCAGUGUUAAUUAUACCAGCACAGAUGUUCCUCAACUCACGAUAUUUAAAAAAGAAAGUAGGGUUACCAUUCAAGGAUGGAUACCAGUCAUCUCAAAGACAGUUUACUGUUGGUGAAAUUCCGUAUGUGUGUGGAUUUUGAUUCACGAUUUAAAAUAAUCAGCAACUUAAAGAGCAUUAUAAUGAAACUUACAAGAGGUCAUUCCUUUACGAAAAGCCAGGGAAAACAAAGACAAUGCUUCAGCCCACAAAGGUUUUAAACUGCAGAUAUAAAUAUUUGAGCAUGUCACAUAUACAUCGCACAUUUCAAGACAGACAAAGUGAUUCUUUUUGUUUUGUUAACUUUUUAAUAAAUGAUCUUUUUAUACAUCGAAAACGCUGAAAUGUAAGAAUAAAAAGUUUGAAAUGAAAUGAA